AUGGGGUGUGUUGUGACUUUUGAAAUAAAUUCUUUAAAUGUUAUAAAAGUUAUUGAAAAAUCACCAGACAUUAGAAUUAUAGAUGAUGAAGUAAAUGAAGAUCCAGGUAUUUUAGUUGUGCAGGGAUUGAUUUCAAGAAUUUUAGGUCCACAAUUCAUUCCUUAUUUCAAUUUGGUGUUGAUCAAUACAACUACUGGUCAACAGUAUUUCGAGGUUUCUAGUGAUACAUCAGGUAGAACUACAACUAUUACAAUCAAGGCAGAUACACCAGUUAAUCUUGCAAGUGGAAUCAAUUUCUAUUUGAAAUAUUAUGGACAAUGUUCAUUCACUUGGACUGGUGAUCAAUGUAAUUUAACUGCUUCAAACUUACCGGUUGUCAAUAAUCCCGUCAGUAUCGAUAUGCUUUCGCAAUACAGAUAUUAUAUGAAUGUUUGUACAUUUGGAUAUAGUACUGUUUGGUGGGAUUGGCCUCGUUGGGAAAGAGAAAUCGAUUGGAUGGCUCUAAACGGAUAUAAUCUUCCACUUGCUUUUGUUGGACAAGAAUAUGUUUGGUAUCAAGUUUUUGCCAAUCUUGGACUCUCUGAAUCAGAGAUUCAAGCUUGGUUCACUGGACCUGCAUUCCUCCCAUGGAAUAGAAUGGGAAAUGUCAAUGAAUGGGCUGGAAAUUUGACACUCGGUUGGAUGGCCGAUCAAAGAGAUCUCCAAAUUCAAAUCCUAACCAGAAUGAGACAAUUUGGAAUGCAAGCUGUUCUUCCUGGUUUUGCUGGUCAUGUUCCUGAGGCGCUAGAAACACACUACCCGAAAGCCAAUAUCACUCAACUCGGUGGCUGGGGAACAUUCAGUGGUACCUACUAUUUGAAUCCAGACGAUCCUCUCUUCUCAAAGAUUGCCCAAGCUUUCGUUAUCACUCAGAAUCAAUUGUAUGGAACCGAUCAUUUCUAUAAUUUCGAUCCAUUCAAUGAGUUGGAACCACCAUCAUCCGAUUUAACCUACCUAAAGAACUGUUCUCAAUCAAUGUUUAAUAAUUUGAUUGCUGCCGAUCCACAAGGUAUUUGGGUGUUACAAGGUUGGUUCUUAGUGGAUGAUCCCGAGUUUUGGUUACCACCACAAACCGAAGCAUUCCUAUCGGGUGUUCCUAUUGGUAAGAUGAUAGUUCUCGAUCUCUGGUCCGAUGUCAUUCCAGCAUGGAAUUCCACUAAUUACUACUAUGGUCACAAUUGGAUUUGGUGUAUGCUUCACAAUUUCGGUGGUCGUUCAGGUAUGUAUGGAAAGAUUCCAUUCAUCUCAACAAAUCCAAUCGAAGCAAGAUCAUUGUCUCCAAAUAUGGUUGGAACAGGAUUAACACCGGAAGCAAUCGAACAGAAUGUCAUUGUCUACGAUUUGAUGAGUGAAAUGGCAUGGAGAUCGACACCACCAGAUCUCAAAGAAUGGGUUGAUCAAUAUGUCACCAGAAGAUAUGGCAAGCAUGGUCUGCCUUUCCUCUCGAUUAACGACACCUCGAUUACCAAUACCUCGACAUUCUCAUUCGAUCUCACAGAGAUUACAACUCAGGCACUCAUUAACUUGUUUAUGACAAACGAACUCCAGCUGAAUUCUGCAUUCCUAAAUAAUAGUUUGGAGGAAUUCAACAAGUAUUCAGAGGCAUUGUUGAGUAUCAUCCAAGAUGUAUAUACCAUUGCUUCGACACAGGAGAUGCUGCUCGUUGGUCAUUGGACGGCGAGAGCAAGAGCACUGACACCAGCCAAUGAAUCAACAAACCUCUAUGAAAUGAAUGCACGUAAUCAAAUAACUCUUUGGGGACCAACCUACUCCGAUGUACAUGAUUAUGCCUACAAACUAUGGGGUGGUCUUACAGAAGACUUUUACCUGGCAAGAUGGACACUCUUUGUAAAAGAACUCCAAUACUCACUCACUUCCAGCCAACCAUUCAACUCUACUCUAUUCCAAACCAACUGUGAAGCUGUCGAGGAAGUUUGGAAUUUACAAACCUACCCAUAUCCAACCAUCCCAACCGGUAACUCUUAUGAAAUCUCAAAGUCAUUAAGAGAAAAUCAAUACAAUAAUUAA
Heterostelium album PN500 is the source of this 2067-nucleotide messenger RNA. It is a transcript of the gene naglu, whose product is annotated as alpha-N-acetylglucosaminidase. The record is from RefSeq and is a predicted model, not a curated record. The coding region runs from base 1 to 2067 and encodes 688 amino acids. NCBI's taxonomy places the organism in Eukaryota, Evosea, Eumycetozoa, Acytosteliales, Acytosteliaceae. The transcript is spliced from 3 exons.